AUGAAUUCAUCGUUAGAAGCCAAGGCAGCGUCUUUUACUGCAGCCGUGUCGUCGUUUGUGGUCCUGAAUUGGGGUUCCCGUGACCAGGAGAUGGAAAUCCGAAAGAGACUGGGGUUGGCCAUUCCAAGUAGUAGUAGUAGUAAGACAUC
This is a messenger RNA of Seminavis robusta, 149 nucleotides long. The record is from the annotation of a GenBank genome assembly. Lineage: Eukaryota; Bacillariophyta; Bacillariophyceae; Naviculales; Naviculaceae.